CUGCUGACAACAUUAUAAGGUCAUUGGAAUUACGUCCGCUAGCGGCUUUUUGUCCUUCGCUCUCAGCCACAAUGGAGAAGAUGGACAUCACAUCGCGGGUGGGGUUAGUGGACGGAUGAUGCUCGCCGGGGCUGAGUCGACGCCGUCAGCCGGGAGAAUUUGAGGAAGAUCCCGGUUCGUGUGUCCGAGCCUGCGCGUCUCUUAGCGCCGCCAUCAAGCCGAGCGUGAGACCGAGCAGCCGGCUGGCCUGUAAGCCGAUCUUCUCUGCUCCUUCCAUGCUGUGACCACCGCACCAGGAUGCUACGACUAGCCUGCUGCACCGCCCUGCUGCUCGUCUUGAGGCUGAUGGCGUGCCUGCCCUGGUCCCAGGUCCUGCCGGCCGCCCUCAUCUUCUACCUGGGAAGCGGAGGUUGGCGCUUCCUGCGGAUCUUCGCCAAAACCAUUGGCCGGGACUUGCACGCGGCAGCCGUGCUGUUGCAAGUCAAGAUGAACGUCAAGCGUCACCUUCGGCAGAAGAACACCCUCCCCGCCAUCUUCGCCGAGACGCUGCGUCGCCACGGCGACAAGACGGCGCUCAUCUUCGAAGGCACGGACGAGCGGUGGACCUUCCGGCAGCUGGACGAGUACUCCAGCCGGGUGGCACACCUGCUGCUCCAGCGCGGAUUCAAAGAGGGCGACGUGGUGGCCCUCUUCAUGGAGAACAGCUGCCAGUACGUGGGACUGUGGCUGGGCAUGGCCAAGGUGGGCGUGGAGGCGGCGCUCAUCAACUUCAAUCUGCGACUGGACGCCUUGGUGCACUGUGUCACCAUCUCUCACGCCAAGGCACUGGUCUUUGGCUCCGAGCUGGCUGACGCCGUGUCCCAGGUCCAGUCCUCCAUGGGCCAGACGCUGCAGGUCUUCUGCUGUGGACCCUGGGACCCCAAACGGGUGCCGCGGGGUACCGAGUCCCUGGAGCCGCUGCUGGCCGCCGCCCCUUCGCACCUGCCCAGUCGACCUCAACGCUGCUUCACAGACCGCCUCUUCUACAUCUACACGUCCGGAACCACGGGGAUGCCCAAAGCUGCCAUUGUGGUGCACAGCAGGUAUUACCGCAUGGCCGCUCUGGUCUAUUACGGCUUCAGGAUGACGCCGGACGACGUCUUGUACGACUGCCUUCCGCUCUACCACUCUGCAGGUAACAUCGUGGGCGUGGGCCAGUGUUUGAUCCACGGCAUGACCGUGGUCAUCAGAAAGAAGUUCUCCGCCUCUCGUUUCUGGGACGACUGCGCCAAGUACAAGUGCACCAUCGUCCAGUACAUCGGAGAGAUUUGCCGCUACCUGCUCAACCAGCCCGUCCGCGACACGGAGAGGCGGCACGGCGUGCGCAUGGCAUUGGGUAACGGCCUGCGUCAGUCCAUAUGGGAGGACUUCAUGGCGCGCUUCCACAUUCCUCAGAUAGCAGAAUUCUACGGAGCCACCGAGUGCAACUGCAGCUUGGGCAACUUUGACAACAAGGUGGGAGCGUGUGGCUUCAACAGCCAAAUCCUGCCCUUCAUUUACCCCAUCAGACUGGUGAGGGUGGACGAGGAGACCAUGGAACUCAUCAGGGGACAUGACGGCGUCUGCAUUCCCUGCAAGCCAGGCGAGCCCGGUCAGCUGGUGGGCAGGAUCAUUCAGAACGAUCCUUUACGGAGAUUCGACGGCUACGUCAACCAGUCCGCCACCAGCAAGAAGAUCUCCCACAGUGUCUUCAAGAAGGGAGACAGCGCUUAUCUUUCUGGUGACGUGCUGAUCAUGGACGAGUACGGACACAUGUACUUCAAGGACAGGACCGGAGACACCUUUCGCUGGAAAGGAGAGAACGUGUCCACCACCGAGGUGGAGGGCACCCUCAGCAGGCUGCUGGACAUGAAAGACGUGGUGGUCUAUGGAGUGGAAGUACCUGGCGCCGAAGGGAAAGCGGGGAUGGCCGCCAUCGCUGAUCCCUCACAGUCCUCAGACCUGGACAAGUUUGCCAAGGACCUGGACAACGCUCUUCCUCCCUACGCCCGACCUGUCUUCCUGCGCUUCCUCCCCGAAGUCAACAAGACGGGAACCUUUAAGUUCCAGAAGACGGAGCUCCGCCACCAAGGCUUCGACCCCACGGUGGUGUCGGACCGUCUGUACUUCCUGGACUCCAGCAGGGGGCGCUACGUGCGGCUGGACCAGGAGAUGUACUGCUCCAUACUUUCAGGGAAACUUAAGUUGUGAGCUGAAGUGAGAAGGGAAGUAGUGGCAAUGCUCUCUGGCUACCUCAGCUCACACACACACACACACACACACACACACACACACACACACACACAGGACUUGAAGAGCAGCUGCUGCACUAAAAGACAACUUUCAUCUUCCCUGCAGAAAAACACCAAUCACCGCAGCUGAUAUCAAUCAAAACUCACACCAAAUAUAUUUAAUGAACAUAUUUGAGGAAUCAUUUGUGUUAUUUAUGUUUGUCCUGCGCUACGAAAACUAAACGCUUGUCUUUAUUUUUUAAUCGUCGACAUUUGUGUGCUACAGAAAAUACAUCAAGUCUAUUUGAAAGGAGUAUUAGAGCCACCAGGUGAAAAGACUCAUUUGAUCAAAACCUCUGGCUAAUUGCUCCCAAACCUGACUUAGUGUGCAUUUCCCAGAGCCACAAAUAGAAUGACUGUAUUUUCCCGACUAUAAAGCGCUCGGAUAUAUACUGUAAGCCUCGCCCACUAAAUUGAAGGAAAAAGAAACCUUUUUCCAUAUACAAGUCGCACCGGACUAGAAGUGGCAGAUAUAUUGGUUGUGGAAUGACUUAUUUACACAGAAAUAUUCUCUACAUGUUUAUUUACAUAUCUCCAUUGUUUCCAAACAGUGUCUGUAACAGGGCAGUAAAACGGCUGAUCAAACAAAACAGAAAUCUUAGUCAUGGACCCACUAGCUGCGCAAGCUAGCUCUCCAAUCAGCUAAACAGACUCAAUAACUUGGGUGAAUUUACUGAGGAAUUUGUGAACGUGAAACAACAAAAAGAGUCCAAUUGUAAGUUAAUAAUGCUAACACACACACUCAUAAACCUGUUGGCAUAUUAGCUAUUGCAAACGGUACUAGCAUCAUUACAUUAAGAUAGCACGUACAAAUUUGCAUGAAAACACUCCUACAGACAUCACACAUGGGACGCUUUAGUAAGUAAGGAUUGUUGUAGUUAUAUUGUAAAACGUGCAAACCUUGUUUGAAUGAUGAAUGAAGAUCACAUAUGAGUAGAAAUGCUCUUGUACUUCCGGUUGAAAGUUCAGUCUAAACAGAAGGGCAAUGAAGCCACUGCAGCACCUGCAGUGAGCAAACUUGUCCAAAAGGUGGCGCCAUAGCACAAACAAUAAACACCAUUUCAGUGUUUUGCUUGUAUUUCAUGAAAACUUUGCAUUCAAGAAAAAACACCGUUUUAUAAGUCGCAGGGUUAAAAGCGUUGGGAAAAAGUAGAAGCUUAUAGUCCAGAAUUCUCAGUAGUUCCAUGCAAAAUAUAUUAAUGAGCUGAAUCUGAUUUUGACAAUAUGAGAGACAUGAAAAAUGGCCCAGGUAAUCAUCAAAUUACAAGCACGCUUCUUAAAAGAAACUAGCAUUGUCAUUUUACUGGUAAAAUGGUGCAUAAGUAAGAACAAAUGAUGCAAAUAAAGCUGCAAAAUGAACGAGUGGACCAACAAAUCUGGUAAGAAAAAUAUAUGUACUCUGAAAAUAAAGGCACAAUAUUACAAUUAUUUGACAUUACAACCUUAUUCUGCUUUUAGUCAUGACGGGCCUUUUUUACUCAUUACAACUUUUAUUCCUACAUUUUUAUUAUAUUCUUAGUAACACUUUACUUUUACAUUAUUCUACUAACAAUUGGACUUUUACAUUACGACCUUAAUUCCUAAAUCACGACUUAUGUUAUAAAAUCACGACUUUUAUUCCUACACUACAACUUGAAUUCUUACAUUAUGACUUAUUCUAACAUUACGACUUUUAUUCCUACAUUACGACUUGAAUUCUUACAUUAUGACUUAUUCUAACAUUACGACUUUUAUUCCUGCAUUACGACUUGCAGUUCUUACAUUGCGACUUUUAUUAUAAUAUUGCGACUAUUAUUCCUACAUUACGACUUUUUAUUCUUACAUGACGAUUUUUAUUACAUUACGACUUUUGUUCUAACAUGACUUUUAUUCUAACAUUCUGACUUUUAUUCUGACAUUACAACUCUUCCUUGUAACCCUAAGACUGCAUUCUUAUAGAUUUGCACUGCAGGUGGGUGAUAAUACUCCUUUACAAAUAACUUCAUUCUUUACUACGUGUUUCUUUGAAGAAGAAUUAAAGUCACACGCACGCACGCACGCACGCACACACACACACACACACACACACACACACACACACACACACACACACACACACACACAGUUGAGCCGAAAGAAUCUAAAAGGUUGUGAAAUUUGUGAAAGUCCAUCUGAUGUUUGUGUGAUGUUUGUCAGUUUGUGAUGAGCGUCAUGGAGUUUUAGCAGAGUACUGUGCCUUACUGUCUCACACACACACACACACACACACACACACACACACACUCCCCGUGUGCGUCGUGUAUUUUCCAUUCGCUCACAGGCAUGUUAAAAACAUCUGAUCUAAAGCUAAUUUUUGUUGAGAGAUUUGUCAAGUUUUACAUGCAGACAACAAUGUGAAAUAAAGAUCUGUAUCCAAUAUUCCAAAACCACAAGCAUAGUGCUACUCACCUUUUUCAUCAAAGUGCAGGCACUUUGGCACCACGGUGGCCCUUUUUGGAGGCCUUUUCCUCCUCUUGGCCCAACACUCAGAGUUACGCAGUGCGCUUGAACGCCCCGCACAAAACAGACACCACUCCUGACAGUUGUGUUCACGGUCCUAUGUACACAUUCAACGCACAAUUGUGUCCCAACUCUUCGAAUAAACAAUUCUUUGUUGAAAUGCCGCCCAUUUAAAUCGGCGUGCAUGAAAACCGAGGUGCUGUUUGAGCAUAAAAGGUCUUUUACAUUUAACAGACACUUUAGGAGAAGAAUAUGAUGCGGUUAAAAAGUCAAAUGUUCUUUGAACGCACCACAAACUGACACACGUCACAAACACAACAAUCCAGACAGCAAACCUACUUCCUGUUUACCUUUCCUCGGCCAAUGAGAGGAGAGAACGAUGUCACAUGGUUGUCGCAUGUCACGCGAUGGUUUAUGUUUGCAUUCUUUUGUCUUCUUUCAUGUCCAUUGUCCUCGUCAUUGUUCUUAUUUCAUGUCCAUUGUCCUCGUCAUUGUUCUUCUUUCAUGUCCAUUGUCCUCGUCAUUGUUCUUAUUUCAUGUCCAUUGUCCUCGUCAUUGUUCUUCUUUCAUGUCCAUUGUCCUCGUCAAUGUUCUUCUUUCAUGUCCAUUGUCCUCGUCAUUGUUCUUCUUUCAUGUCCAUUGUCCUCGUCAAUGUUCUUCUUUCAUGUCCAUUGUCCUCGUCAAUGUUCUUCUUUCAUGUCCAUUGUCCUCGUCAAUGUUCUUCUUUCAUGUCCAUUGUCCUCGUCAAUGUUCUUCUUUCAUGUCCAUUGUCCUCGUCAAUGUUCUUCUUUCAUGUCCAUUGUCCUUGUCAAUGUUCUUCUUUCAUGUCCAUUGUCCUCGUCAAUGUUCUUCUUUCAUGUCCAUUGUCCUUGUCAAUGUUCUUCUUUCAUGUCCAUUGUCCUCGUCAUUGUUCUUCUUUCAUGUCCAUUGUCCUCGUCAAUGUUCUUCUUUCAUGUCCAUUGUCCUCGUCAAUGUUCUUCUUUCAUGUCCAUUGUCCUCGUCAAUGUUCUUCUUUCAUGUCCAUUGUCCUUGUCAAUGUUCUUCUUUCAUGUCCAUUGUCCUCGUCAAUGUUCUUCUUUCAUGUCCAUUGUCCUUGUCAAUGUUCUUCUUUCAUGUCCAUUGUCCUCGUCAUUGUUCUUCUUUCAUGUCCAUUGUCCUCGUCAAUGUUCUUCUUUCAUGUCCAUUGUCCUCGUCAAUGUUCUUCUUUCAUGUCCAUUGUCCUCGUCAAUGUUCUUCUUUCAUGUCCAUUGUCCUUGUCAAUGUUCUUCUUUCAUGUCCAUUGUCCUCGUCAAAGUAGUUAUUUGAAAAACCAGAAUGAAAAAGUGAAAUGUAUGAAGUGCUGUCAAGCUGUUAAUGAUGCUUCUUCGAGUGACCACCAGGCGGCGUGUGACUUCAACAGCAGCCCACUUUCCAUUCUGCUUGUAUGACGUCAUUGUUUGUGCGACAAUCUGGAGCCAUAAAUUGUUUCCUGAUCAUGAAA
Molecule: messenger RNA, 6267 nt
Organism: Nerophis ophidion (straightnose pipefish)
Lineage: Eukaryota; Metazoa; Chordata; Actinopteri; Syngnathiformes; Syngnathidae
Product: long-chain fatty acid transport protein 4-like
Exons: 14
Coding region: 298-2229 (643 amino acids)
Biological process (GO): long-chain fatty acid import into cell; medium-chain fatty acid transport; response to nutrient
Cellular component (GO): plasma membrane; microvillus; endoplasmic reticulum membrane
Molecular function (GO): long-chain fatty acid transmembrane transporter activity; long-chain fatty acid-CoA ligase activity
Source: RefSeq, a predicted model, not a curated record